AUGAGGGAUUUAUCUCCUAUAUCAAGCUACGAAGAGAUAGAAUGGCCGAAGGAAUAUCUGCCGCUGGAUCCGGUCCCAAGUUCAUACCAAAUCGGACAUUGCUGGAAAGUUGACUGUAUAAGAGAUGAGCUGAUAGACUCCCUUGUGUUAGAACUGAAUAAAAGGAGAAAAAUUUUAUCGCACCUGGAGAGACGCAUGUAUAACAUUCAGGAUGGAAUAAAGUUCACAGAAUCCGAUGAAGAUGAAGAAGAUGAAUAG
Messenger RNA from Theileria equi strain WA, 258 nucleotides. RefSeq lists its product as hypothetical. The transcript has 3 exons. The record is from RefSeq and is a predicted model, not a curated record. Lineage: Eukaryota; Apicomplexa; Aconoidasida; Piroplasmida; Theileriidae. The coding region runs from base 1 to 258 and encodes 85 amino acids.